This is a messenger RNA of Delphinapterus leucas (beluga whale), 4789 nucleotides long. It is a transcript of the gene DNTTIP2, whose product is annotated as deoxynucleotidyltransferase terminal interacting protein 2. Lineage: Eukaryota; Metazoa; Chordata; Mammalia; Artiodactyla; Monodontidae. Gene Ontology annotation, biological process: RNA processing. The record is from RefSeq and is a predicted model, not a curated record. Gene Ontology annotation, cellular component: nucleolus. Gene Ontology annotation, molecular function: RNA binding.
AUUUUCCAAUUCGUUCGUGUGUAACGGGGACGAGGGCCCUAGGCCACGCCGGGAAGGUCUCUCCCUACACAAGGCUGCUGGGUCUUCUACCGCACUGCCGUGAACGCUAAUACCCGUCUCCUUCCGGCUCCCGGGGUGAGACAGCCUUGGCCUAGGUCGGAGGGGCGGAGGCGGUACGAGUUCUCGAGUUCCGGGAUUCUCGCGGGAAAACGCGAGUGUGGCGCUUCUCUGACGCACUUCCGGAGCGCGGUGGGGCCGCCGCGGCGGCUGCAAGCCUGGAGGAUGGUGGUUACUAGGUCCGCGCGGCCUCAGGCCGGGAUCCAAACCACGUCAGUUGAAAGCUCCCAGCAGAAGAAUUCUGCUGCCUCAAGAAUUCACGCACAUCCAAAAGGCUGGAAGGAAUCUCCAUCUGAUGACCCAAGUAUUGCUGAGUCACAGACCAGUAGGGAACAAAGUCCAGCUCCUAAAACCAGGAAGAGGAAGAGCGGAACUACAGGUUCAUUACCAGGAAUGAACAAACCUUCUACUGAUGGAGAGAUCUCUGAAGCAGAGUCAAACUGUUCUUCUGUGUCUGAGGCCCAGGAUCCCAUUUUAAGAGUAACUAGGAGAAGUCAGAUCUUAAUUGCAGGCACCCCAGUUUCCAGUGUAAGGAAAAAGCUGAAAAUAACUCGAGUAAGUGAGUCUCAUACUGAAGAAGAAGUCUCUGAAGCAGAAUCACAUAUUUCAGGUAUUUCUAGAAUUGUGCAUCCCACAGAAAUAACAACAAGAACCAGGAGAAGUAAGGCUAAAUCCCGAACCGAUCCAAACCAAGAAUCCCAUGUGGAAGCUAAUUCUGAUGCUGAGUCAUCAUGCUCAGACAUUUCUUCAUUUUCUGGAAUUGCAACUAGGAGAACAACAAGGAGUAUGCAAAGGAAAUUACAGGCACAGACUGAGGAGAAUGAUACUAAGAUUGUACCAGGAAAUGAAAAGCAAAUCAUAAAUACACCUGUGAAUUUAGAGGAUUCAGAUACCAGACGAACUUCUCGUUUACUAGCAGGAUUGCUUUCUCAGAUAAAUAAGCCAAAUAUCUCUAAUAAUGAAACUUAUGAUGACCCUGAUAAUGACUCCUUUGGAAAUUCAGGAAAAAAAGUAAUAGUGCAAAAACACCAAAGUUUUAAUAUAAGAGAGGAAAAACAAGACAGUGUUUCACCUCUCAAAGAAAUAACAAAGCAGAAUUGUAAGAGCUUAGAGGAAGAAGCCAAAGGAAUAAUAGAUGCGGGAAAAGAAAUUAAUGAGAAAAAUUCUCAGUUGAAAAGUCUUUCUGAACUUCAGGACACUAGCCUUCAGCAGUUAGUUUCGCAAAGGCAUUCAACCCCUGAAAGUAACAAAACCACCUCAGCAUCCUCAAACCUGAACUGUGAGGCUGUAAUGAAAUCGUUAGCUCAAACAUUUGCAGUUGUGGAAGUGGACAGAUGGAAUGAAGAGAGAAACAGCAGCAUAAAAACAAGUGACUGGAUAGAACUUGGUGAUGGUGGUGAUAGUGAUGAAGAAGAAGAGUGCACAGUUAUAUGUGUUGGCGAAGACAUGAGCAAAGAAAGGGAUGUAGAUUUUGAGUGUGAUACCAAACUGUGUGAAGUUGAGCCCAGCACAUCUCAGGAUAAAGAUGAUUCUGUUUUAUUAGUUCUCAGCAGUGAUGAAAGCCAGCAGUCUGAAAACAGUGAGAAUGAAGAGGACACUGUGUGUUUCAUUGAAAAUAGUGGUCAAAAAGAGUCAUUAAAUGGAGACUCAGAAAAUACAUCACCUGACAAUGCAUUGUUUGUAAUUGACACAACUCCUCGAUUGAGUACUGAUAAAAAUUUUUGCUUGGAUGAAGAAGACAAGGCAAGUGAGGUUGCUACUGAGGAAGAAGAGGAGGAGGAGGAAGAAAGUGAAGAAGAACCAUCAGACAGUGACAGAAGUAAAGAUAAUGAGUUUAGUGAUGAAGACAACUUACUAAAUAGCACAAAAUCUAAACUUCUGAAGUUGACUAGCAGCAGCAUAGAUCCUGGUCUGAGUAUUAAGCAGCUGGGUGGUUUGUAUAUUAAUGUCAAUGCAGACAAGCUACAGUUGAACAAGAGAACCCUAACACAGAUCAAGGAGAAAAAGAAAAAUGAGCUUUUGCAGAAAGCCGUCAUUACUCCUGAUUUUGAAAAAAACUACUGUGUCCCACGAUAUAGUGAAUCAAAGCAUCAACGUCAGAAAAACCGCAGACAAGAGCGACAAAAAACAGCAGGUGAUGGCUGGUUUGGUAUGAAAGCUCCAGAACUGACAGAUGAACUGAAAAAUGAUCUCAAAGCACUGAAGAUGAGAGCUAGCAUGGACCCAAAAAGGUUUUACAAGAAAAAUGAUAGAGAUGGCUUCCCCAAGUACUUCCAGAUUGGAACCAUUGUUGACAAUCCAGCUGACUUCUACCAUUCACGAGUUCCCAGGAAACAAAGGAAGAGAACUAUUGUGGAGGAACUGCUGGCCGAUUCUGAGUUCAGAAGAUAUAACCGAAGGAAGUACUCAGAGAUUAUGGCUGAUAAGGCAGCAAAUGCAGCAGGAAAGAAGUUUCGAAAGAAGAAGAAGUUUCGCAAUUAAGAUUCACCAAGCAAAUCACAAAAUUUUACAUCUCCCCUUUAUUUAUUACUAAAGAUAUUUUGAAAACUGACACAACCAUCACACAAAUUAACAUAGCCUGGCCCUAUUUAUAUAUAGGGAUUUCUCUUUGGAAAAAGUUGAUUUUAGAGAGGAUUAAUCACAUGCCCCUUGGGAUAAAAAUAGGGGUGUCUACAAAGGAUCCACUCAUGCUUAGACCCUUUGAGGAGGAAAAAAAGGAAAAUAACCUCAGUCAUUUAACAUUUUUGUAAAGUUUUCAACAUUUGGUUAUUUAAAGAAAAUUUAAAACAUUUAAAAAAUAUAAAGUUUGCUAACAUUCAAAUAUUUUAAAGUAAUAUGAUCAAACAUACGUGAGCAAUAUUGUAAUGAUUAUGUAGAGAGGUGUGUGUAGGGGGGAGAUGGUGCCCUUUUGUCAGUUGCACAUUCAAGUCCAGAAAAUUGGUGAAGCUGGGAUACAGAGAUCUUGUUGCCAGUGUAACAGUCACAGUUGAAACCAAAGAAAUGUUAAAAGUGUUCUUGGGGCUUCCCUGGUGGCGCAGUGGUUGAGAGUCUGCCUGCCGAUGCAGGGGACAUGGGUUCGUGCCCUGAUCUGCGAAGAUCCCACAUGCCGCGGAGCGGCUGGGCCCGUGAGCCAUGGCCGCUGAGCCUGCGCGGCUGGAGCCUGUGCUCUGCAAUGGGAGAGGCCACAACAGUGAGAGGCCCACGUACCGCCAAAAAAAAAAAGUGUUCUUGGAGCAUGUGUAUGUUAGUAUAUGACCAAAGAACUAAAUGAAGCUAUAAAAAGGACUUAAAAAAUAGACUACUUGGAAAGUCUGGGUUAAAGGUAGAAGCAGGAGAGCUAUUUUCCUUCUUUAGCAACUGCAACAGGAGGAAAGAUAGAUUUUCUCCAGAUUCAAUAUUGCGUUCCAGUGAAAUAGUAUUAAUAUAAUAUUAAUUUGGCCAGGAGGUAAAGUGGCCCAGCCUAUCUUAUCUCCAGUGGCAGAAAUAUGCAUCCUGGCUAAAGCAACUCACGACACCCAAGAAGUGUUGGCCAUUUCUGUUCAUGCUUCCUGGUGGGUUAUUGCUUCCUUCAUGUCGUUAUUCACGGGACGUCUGUUUUGUAGCAUACUGCUUUCUUGGGAUUUCAGUAAAUAAGAAAUCUCCUAUUUUGUGUUUACUGCUUGGGAUCAUAAGCAGCCUAGUAGUAAAACAACGACAUUCAUAGGUGGAGUUAGUGAAACAUCUCUCUCUGUUUUAUAGAAAAGCUUUUAUUCCAAGAAUAUUAAGUUUUGCCUUCUGGGUAAAAUAAGGACCUGCUAUGAGAGAAUUAAAUAUAAAAACAAGAAAUAAUUUACCCUUUACACAUUCUUCCAGAAGGAGACAUUGUUAGUAGAACGUUUCUUCAGCUCAUGCUACUAUGCUAUAAGAACAGUCAAAGCUGUCAAUCCUUUUGUAUGGUGUUUCUUGGCGCAAUUGAGGACUUACGCGGUUUUUUCUCAGGCUCAAGGUGUGUGUCAACUUUAUUCAUGACUUUCAUGCUGGUUUCUGACUAGUGAAUGCUAGAAUAGGUUGAAUUAUUUGAUACUUCAAAACUGCAGUUAUGACAAAUAUUUGGUACAUUAUAGUGCAUUUUACAGGGAAAGCAAGAUUGGAGAACUAAUCCUUCCCACGCAGAGCAGCAUUAGAGCUCUGGAUUGGAAGGCAGUGAUGAGGAACGAGAACUGAACCUAAGCGCCAAGUUCACCUCUCACUAACCCACCUUAGAGGUGCUCUCAGUACGUGUUUUGAGUACAGUUGACUCUUGAACAACACGGGGGUUAGGGGCACUGAACCCCAUGCAGCUGAAAGUCAGAAACCCUUAACAGUAGGCCCUCUGUAUCCACAGCUCUGCAUCUGAGAACCAACUGUUCAACUGCUUGCAGAUCAUGUAAUAUCAAUACUUUUUAGUAUGGAUUUAUUGGGGAAAAAAAUCUGUGUAUAGUGGACCUGCCCAUUUCAAGCCUGUGUUGUUCAAGGGUCAAAUGUAUUAUAGUUACAUUUUAACACGCUCUUUUUUUGUCUCCAUUGAUUCUUUUUUUUUUUAAAUCUUAUAUGUAUUUUUGUAAGCCACAUGAGUAACUUGGAACAAAGUAGAGAGUUAUCAACGAAUGUAAAAUAACUUAUUCAGUGAAAUAAAUGCUUCAGCUGAAAGUCA